AUGUCAACAAAUGAUCCCUUAACCAAUAAACUUAAUCCAACAACUUCUUCCACUUUAACUAUUAGAGUGAUAAAAAAUUUUGAAUAUCGAACUGUUAAAAAAAUUAAUACUACAUCAAAAUUUGCUCCUUUCCGUAACGUGAUUUAUGACACUUUAAAGAUUUAUACAAAAGCUCAUGGAUUCAAAAAUCAAAAUUUAGUUAUAAAUACAGAUCAUGAUGAAUGGUUAUUAAACAAUGAGAAUGAAACUUUGAUUUCUUAUGAUAUUGAGAAUGAAACAGAAUUGUCAUUUUUCAAUUAUGAAGCUUAUAAUAAUUAUAAAUCACAUCCAGAUCAAAAAUGGGAUUGA
Messenger RNA from Entrophospora sp. SA101, 348 nucleotides. NCBI's taxonomy places the organism in Eukaryota, Fungi, Glomeromycota, Glomeromycetes, Entrophosporales, Entrophosporaceae. The record is from the annotation of a GenBank genome assembly.